Messenger RNA from Andrographis paniculata, 1852 nucleotides. RefSeq lists its product as uncharacterized. The coding region runs from base 298 to 1488 and encodes 396 amino acids. The transcript has 9 exons. Lineage: Eukaryota; Viridiplantae; Streptophyta; Magnoliopsida; Lamiales; Acanthaceae. The record is from RefSeq and is a predicted model, not a curated record.
CCGCACAACGUUUCUAUAGGGAUCUGCUGGUUUGUUCAUCGCCAUGGAUACUUUCUCCAAACCCUAGGCGCUAUUCCCUGAUGCUCUGAUUCUCUUUCCCCAUCGGUUCUACGCCGCCUCACUGCAACAUUGUUCAGCGCUCGGCCUCUCUUCUUCCCCGUGACUUCGUCUACUACAGGCUACCGCUGCAUCAAAGUUAACCUAGAAAAGCUUGCAUCAGAGACAAUCAAACUAUAGAUAAAAAAAUUUUGAUUGAUGGGUUGGUGAUAUAGUGAGCUGAAUCUCUGCUUCAAUUUGAUGCAAAUGGAGAGGGAGAUUGGUGUGGUAGAAGAGAGACUAAAGUCAUUCACAGCUCAGCUGCAUACAGAAUGUGGUAUUCUCGACCGCCUUGUUUAUAAGCACAAAAAUCAACAUCGACGGUGCUCUUACUUUCAGUAUGUACUCAAGGUGAGGAGGGAUUUGAACCUUUUGAAGUCCACAAAUAUGGAGGAGAUUCUGGAUUCGGCAUUUAUAGUGAUCAAUGGAAAUAGGCCAAAGCAAAAGGUCCAACUUCUGGAAAGCUUGAAGCGUAGAAAGUGCAGUAGUGGCAAAUACAAUUUUUUGGUGAGGUUGUUGGGUUUUAGCCGUCUAUUGUCUCAGAUUUCCGAGCCAUUGCUGAAGGCAGCUAUGGAGAUAUCGACUCUUCUUGCUAGGUCAUUUUUUAUGAAGUUUUCGUUGACAAUAUUAUCUGUGCUUGCACGCAUUCGAGUAUUAGUUCAGCAGAUGCUUUUGGAUGUCGUACUUAUAUACAAUACUGUUUCCCGUCUUUCUCAUAAAGAACAGAUUGUGAAAUUAAAUCAAGAAGGAUUUGAGGUCUUUAGAGAAAUUUAUCCCGGGAAAGAGAAAGAAUCUUUAAUGCUAGAAUGCGUUUGGCAGACGGAUAAAUAUAUAUUAGUUGAGAAGACGUGCGAAAAUGAGAACAAUACUCGAGCAACAGCAGCCGAACAAGUUGAUGUCCCACUUAAAGCAUCGAAUAUACAGUACAACAAUAUCGAGGUCUUACUCGGAGAUUCAAUCCACACAAAAAAAGAAGGCGUCGACCCUAUACACAACAAUGACCAUAAGAACACCCCAACCCCAAAUGGAGCUGGGUCUUCAAAUGGUAAUAACAUAGGUCCCCUAAUGGACAGGUCAGCAGGAUCAUCAGCCUCUGAGACGAACAGUGAGAAGUUGCACGAAGAUGGUUUCUCUGUGCCUGAAUUUGUCGACCUCGGCAGUACUUGCCGGGAACCUGGUUUAACGGCUAAUGCUAUCACGCCCUCUCGUCACAUUGAACUAAGAAAAGAUGCGAAAAGGAAGAAGAAGACGGUCGCAUUUGUAUCUGUUAAUGCACCGGCUUCUUCGACUGUAGGGGAAUCAAAAUCAGCUUUGCACGAAAAAGGUAUCGACAAGAAAGAUCCAUUUUUCGACCUCCUCACCGGUGGAGGUAUGAAUAGUAGUUUCUCUUAAGCUAUAUAUAUUGAUGGGGGAAUUAGUGGCUUUUUAUUUAUUUAUUUUAAAAAAAAUUUCAAGUUAAAAAUUUUGGAAAUAGUGAAAAAUUGAGUAUUUAAUAUGAUGUUACGUGAGAUUAAAGAAAUAUUUAAUGUGGUCGGGUUAGCAAAAAUAUGAAAUUGAAAUAAUUUUAUCGACUUGAAAUUUGGUUCCCGCAGUUUGGGUUCGAGACUACAAAUUUUUAUUCUAAAUUUCAUGCGUCCAUGUGUAAACUGUAUAAAAGUUGAAGUGGCUUCAACUAUCGCGGAGUCUGAAAAUGAUGAUACAAAUUUGUAAACAUAUAGUUAAUGAUAGUUUAUAUUUUACAGAUAUAUUAUUUGAC